AUGGUCCAAAUCACCGCUGUCGUCCUUGGCCUCGCCGCCGCCGCCUUCGCCAACCCUGUCCCCGCCCCUCUUGUCCCUCGCGGCCUGGCCUGCCCGGCCAACAAUGGUGCCAGCUUUAUCUCCGGCGGCCACUACUACACGCUCCAGUGCGACAAAACCGUGUACGGCGGAGACGUGGCCAAUGGCUACAAGGCCGCCGCGACGAUCGAGGACUGCGCCGCGCAGUGCGAGGCCUCGGCGACGUGCGUAGCCGCCGCCUGGCAGGCCGGUUACUGCUUCCAGAAGACCACCAUGUCCAUCACCGGCGCCGGCGGCUGGACCUCGGUGGUCAAGGGCGCCGCCGUCAACCGCCCGCUCAACUGCGCCGACAACUCGUCCAACGGCGCCGUCUUCACCAGCGGCGGCUUCACCUACGACAUUUUCUGCCGCGGCCAGUACUACGGCCGGGACGUUGCCGUGAACCCCAAGCGCUACGCCGCCACCCUCGAGGACUGCAUUGCCUUCUGCUCCGGCGAGUCCACCUGCGUCGACGUCGUCUACGACGUGGCCAAGUACUGCUACCUCAAGGCUUCCAAGGAUGGCAACUUCGUCGCCAGCGGCUGGUACACUGCCAUUAAGCGCACCCUCUAAGCGCCCGCCACAAUGAUAUGGGCUGUGAUCAAUGAUGGGGGGUUGGGAUAGGUGCUGGUGGGGUGUGCUUUGAAUAAGCAACUCAGUCUGAGCGAGCGAGCGAGUUUCGACAGCACAUAUUUCUCCUACUUCUUCUUAACAACGGCACGGAUCUGAUGUGUUCAUAAUAUGUAAUUAUCAUACCAGGCGCCUGUCAAUUUGACUACAAGUAAUUCUCC
Messenger RNA from Microdochium trichocladiopsis, 848 nucleotides. RefSeq lists its product as uncharacterized. The record is from RefSeq and is a predicted model, not a curated record. The transcript is spliced from 2 exons. Bases 1 to 630 code for a protein of 209 amino acids. NCBI's taxonomy places the organism in Eukaryota, Fungi, Ascomycota, Sordariomycetes, Xylariales, Microdochiaceae.